AUGAUGUUUUAGUACCUCUGAUGGAUAAAGUAUUUUAUGUUAAGUGAGGGAGAAAUCUUAUAAAGUGUACAAUAUGCGCAAUGCACUCGUUAAAGUUCUCUUUGAGUGUUGAAAACGUGUAAACAGUGCUUCAGUUCGUAAUGUUUCGUCGUGUUCAAGCGCAAGGAAAUUCGCUUCUGAUACGUUAUCUGCGUAAUAUCAUAAUUUUCUUUUCACCGCAAGCUGCUUCAGAAUCACCAUCCCUAAAUUUAGAAGCCAAUUUCCACCCCAAAAAUGCUCUCCAUUUUCUCGUUCUCGGGUUCUCGUGCAUUUUCUGCUGCGCAGCUGUCAAAACCCUCGUCCGUCACAAUUUUGACACCGCGAUGCUGUCAAACGAAAAAUUUGUGCGAGAAAAAGAAUCCGAAGCGAGAGUAGGGGGAACAAAAAACACGCAGAAAAGUGAAGGUGUUCUGCAGCGAAGCGAGUGUGUGUGCACAUAUCGCUGGGUAAAAAUUUGCAUUUUCUACUGCGUGCUGCGGUUCGGUUUUUGUUGCCAGUAAGUUUCAUCGGAACGGUGCGUAAAGUGCGAAUGUGUUUUGUGUGUUGGUCGUGCUGAAUGAUGGAGAAGUGCGUGCGUUUUACGAUCAAUUGUGAAUUCGUGUUGCUGGAUGUGUGUGACAAAGGGAAGCGGGAGCGCGUCGGUAGCGCUUGCACAUUAUGGUGGCUUUGGCGAGCGUACACACAGGGAGGGAGCAAAGGUUUUUUUUUUUGUAGGGCGACUUUUCUGACGACGUAUGUUAGAAUGCUCGGUGGAGGGAUGGAAUAAUUUGUGAAAGAUUUACGAUUUUUUUGCGUCUUCCCGAAAUUAAACGCCCCUUGAAGAUGGUGUGAAAAGAUUGCCCAAAGAAGGAAAAAAUUGCUUCAAUGUAGAAGAGAGUAAAGAAAAGGAAGAAAUCGGUCGAAAGGGGCAUCCAGCGCCUUGUGUGUGUGUGUGUGUGUAGGGGGGAUGGAGGAAACGGGUGCAAAACGGAUCGAUGCGCGUGCCAGCAGCAGAGGGUAGAGAAAAGGGCCUAGGGAGGAGGCAGGGUGCGUAGGAUCUUGGAGGAGGGCAAUCGUCAAAUUAGCAAAGCCCGCGCCCCGUCCUCUAAUUAUUGUCGUAAAGCAAUAAAGCGUCGUAAAUCUGUUCGCUCGAAGUUAAGGACAUUCCAUGUUGCUUUUGGAAAAUCAAUUGGCGGCUAGUAAUGUUUUUAGAGGCACUGCUAGUAAUGGGAAGGAAAAGAAAAAGAAACACGCAGAAGAAUGAGAACGAGAGAGAGAGAGCGAGAAAGGAAUCGUGGAGAACGAGCGGGAGCGUGCGCGCGCGCGAAAGAGAGCAGAAUAGUGUGUGUGCGUGUGUUUUUUUCUGAGAGUGUAUUGGUAUGUGAAGGCAGCCGUGGUGAGAAAAAAAAGUAAGGGCAGUUGUAUUGUAGUGUGCGUGUAGGUACGCGUGUUUUGUUAGCGGAAAAUGUGGCAGUUGAGAUAGAACAUUCGUCUCUCUCUGUUCCCUGCAUGGGGAUAGGAUACGCGUUGUUGCUGUGUGUGUAUGCGUUCGAUUUGGAACAAUAGGUUUUCCUGCUUGUGCUCUCGUUCGCUCGCUCUCUCUCUAUGCUGAAGGCGUUUUUGGGAGUUAUGUGUGUUAGCUUAAGUGUUUAUUUUUAUUAUUAUUUUUUAGUACAACACCUUUAAAAAAAGGUAGUUUUUGUAUUGUAAAAUACAUUUCAUAUUAUAAUGUUAUUGUGCGAAAUGCUUCAAAUGUUUGUAGCAUUGUAAAACAAAAAGGGAUUAUUAGAGAGAGGUAGAGCGAAAGUAAGAGCGAGCUAGCGUUAUUUAGCGUUUUGUGUAGUGGUGUGCUACGAUGACGACGUGUUCACGCUCGUCGCGCAACGUUAUGCCAUCAUCACAGACAGUCGCUAAGGUUGUGUGUGUGUGUGUGCGUGUGUGUGUGAGGGAACGCGUCGCCCGUUAGCCAGUGCGUCAGUGUGUGCAAUUUGUUUCCCACCGUUUCGAAGUGUGUGCGCGUGUUUUCAUUCUCGUGCGCGCUCUCUCCGGAUGGUGGAAAGAAGAAAUAAUUGAAAAGUUUCAUUCGUUUGUUGUUGUUCUCUUGUUCUUGCUGGUGCCAUGCACAGGUCUCGUUAUAGUGUGAACGCAGGGGGAGGAAAGCGGAGAGCAGCGGAAGCAAGCGAAGUGGUGGAAUAAAUUGUUUGAAACAAAAGAAAAGAAAGCGUCGUGUACAAGCGCGAGCAAAAGCCAGCAGAAGCAGCAGCAACUAAUGCGAGAAAAGAAUAGAAGAAAGUGAAUGAUUUGAGCAUGUGUGUGUGUGUGUAAGUGGCAGUGGAUGAAAAGUGGCAGAAUUCUUCUCUGCUCGAUAAGGAAAUUGAACUAAAAUUUGUGAAAAGCGCUCCAAGUUGUGGGAAGAGAGAAAGAGGUUCCCUUGCGGUCACUGCGGAAGAUUGGUUCAAGAUUUGCCGGAAACGAAUUCACCCAAAACCAGUGUUUAGCAAUGUGUGUCCUCUCUGUGUGCACCGUCAUGAAACGGUAGAGCGAGAGUGAGUGUGUGUGUGCGAGAAAACAAAAGGAAGAGGAGCGUGGGGUCCCCCCAAACACAAGCGCUUUCAAUUGUUCAGUAGCGGCGGCAAUAGAAAAAGAAAAAAAACAGUGGGAGCGCACUCGCGCCUGUGUGUGUGUGUGUCGAUGGCGGCGAUUCCGCGGCUCAUUUCCGCGUUCUAGUUUGGGGGUUUUCUUUCCCCACACUCGCCCGCGCCACCCACUGGUGAAAAACAAAGUCACGGCAAAGCCCAACCCAAAGGCAGCACCGCCGUGUAGCACAUACCCGUUUGGAGCAGACGCCCACCUGGAAGGGAGCGGAGUGGAGUGAUCGUUUGCCUGUGUGUGUGUGCUGUGCUGUGCUGUGUGGCCUGGAGCAGGAGGACACCUUCCCCUCCACCCGCCUGCUGCACAAUUUUCUUUCUUUUCUGUCGGUCCCGUCUCCAACGCGAAACAGCACUGGGCAAAUGUUCUGCGGUCGCCGUCGACGGUGUCUCACUACUACCACCAACAUCAUCAUCACCACUACCACCACCACCAAGAUUGCUACUUCGCUGAAAAGUGCAUCCCACAAUGGAAUGCGAUGUGUCGCCCGUUCCAUCGGUACAGGCGAACCGUACGGCGAAGCAGCAGCCCCAACACAUUGCCACGGCGACGGUGCUAGUAACGGCUGGACCGGUAGCAGCAAAAAGCAGCGCCACUAACAAUGGCAGCAGUAGUAACAGCAGCAGCAGCAGUAGUACCGCAUCGUCAGCUACUCUCAUCACCCCCAGCACCACCACUACCAGUACGGGUACAGCGGCGGGGAGCAGUGACACAGUCGCCUCCACUGUCGAUGAAGCGAUGGCAGAAGAGCCCUCCGCCAUGGAACCGACGACGACGAUGGCGACGGCGCCGGCGACGACGGUGGAAGACGACGAUGACGCGACACCUUCCUCAUCGAUGGCGGCGGGUGUCGGGGCGCCGGAAGGUGGCGACUCGAGCGUCAAGCAAAGUAUCAGCAGCAAUAACAGUAACAAUAAUAGCAGCAACAAAAGCCUCAACAUUGCCGGCAGUGAGACGGCGGGCGGCGGGCCGCUACUCCUUCCCCCGGAUCCGGUGGCGGUGAUCGAAAUCAGCGACCAGAGUAUGGCGGACGACAUCAGCUACCCGGAGCUGGUGUCGUGCGUCGACACGGAAACGGCCUGCGUGGUGCUGUCGGACGAGUACGAUUCGUCGCUUCCGCUGCGCGAAGACGAUCCGCUGAACGUGUCCGUCGGUUCGAUCGACAUGAUGUUACCCUCUUCGCCACAGUGCAGCACGCCGGUGUUUGCUGGGGCGGAGUUGAGUUCCCCCCGGCAGGGGAGGAUAGGGAUGCCGGUAGGCAAUGCGAGUGUCAGUACCAGCACUACAGGCACCGCCAGUACCACCAGCACCCCGAAGCACAAUCAUCAUCUGCGGCGGAAUCUUCCGAGGCUGGCGACGAGCCGGCAGCAGCAGCAGCAGGCGAACGCCGUCAAGCAGCUGCCCCAAUCCGGCCCGGGCAGUCGGGGCGGUGUGGCGACGGAAAAGCGACAGCUACGGCAGGCGGCAGCGCAGGACGCGGGCCGUAACAGUGGCGGUGCGGCAUCGACGAUGCGCGAGGUGCUCGCCUCGAUACCGGGGUUCAGCAUCAAGCCGCGAAGGCGCACGAACAAAAAGCUGUCGACCGCUGCCCAGCUCGAGCAGACGCGCGAGGGCUGCGUGGAUCUGGAGACGCCCGACUCGAUACUGGUGCACACGAACCUGCGCGCCCUGCUAAACCGGGACACGUUUCAGCUCCUUCCGCCGCUGUACCAGUACAAGCUGGUGCAGCUGCUACCGCCGGUCGACCGGCCACCACUGCCGGAGGCGACGCAGUGCGAGCAGAACGGCAUCCGGCUGAACCCGUCCGGGCUGAACAACGAGUUCUUUGCGCGCGCCUGCCACGAGUGGCGCGACCGGCUGGCGGAGGGCGAGUUUACGCCCGAGGCACAGCUGAAGAUGCGCUCGGAGGCGGAGCGCGAGAAGAGCAAGCUCGAUCCGUGGAAGCUGAAACACUUCGAACCGAUGUGGGGCGACCGCAAGUACGCCGGGUCGUUCUUUGGGGCGGCAGGCACGGUGGCUAAUCCAACGCCACCGACUCCACCACCACCACCGGAGCCGGCGAUAGCCGUCCCACCAGCGAUGGCUGUCUCCGUCGCACCGGUCGUUCUGUCGCCCGCGCUACAAUCAUCACCGGCAGUGCAGGUGGUUGCACCCGCGACACAAUCCAUUCCGGCGGCGGCACAGACUCCGCUAAUCGGUGCGGGUAGUAGAAGUAGCAGUAGUAGCAGCACCCUACCGCCGUCCGUUUCUAUCCUCCCGGUGUCGAAGGGAGUGGUCAGUGGGCAUGCUACGAUCGUGAACGUCGUGGGCAGGCAAACGGCUCAACCUCCAACGGUAGCGAUUGCACCGCAACUAACGCCCCGGGUGCAUCCCGUCACGGCCAAGAUCGAUCCGAGUGCGCGAUCGCUGUCCAAGAUGCAGCCGAUCACAUUCUCCACGGCAGCGAGCGUUGUUAGGCCGACGAACGCGACCAGCGGUACGUGCAGCAGCAUUAGCAGUAACACAAUCAUCACAUCCUCCACCGGCACCAUCAUUCUACCCUCGCGGACGACAAUAACAGUCACUUCCGGCAGCGCGUCUAAAGGCAGCGGUAGUGGCGGCAGCAUUCCAAGAGGUGGAAGCACCGGCAGUGGAGGUUCAGCCACCGGAGCGAGCGGGCUCUCGGUGGUUCCGAUCAAUGUCCUUACGUGCAGUAGCAGUAGUAGCGGCAGCAGUAGUAGUAGUAGUAGCAGUAACACUGUAAAUACAGCCCGACCCGCACUAAAGACAACGAUAAAGUUGCGUCCCACGACGGCCAUCGCCACGAGCACAACGGCGGCGGCGGCCGCGGCACCAACAGCUGGCAAGGAAAGCAAACACAACCAUCCACCGUACUCCGUCGUCGGUUCAGCGCCGAACGCUUCGUCGGUCAUGGUCGGAGGGGCAGGCGGCACUAAGCGCCUGCUGCCCACGGCUAUGAGCGUUAGCAGUAGCAGCGGCAGUACCACAAUCAGUAGUAGCACCAAUGCCGUGAAUCUGGCUGGAGCGUCAUCCACCAUGAAGCCGCAAAGCAACAGUCCCGCCGGCUCAUCCUUGCCGAUGUCUCCGAAGCGGCUGCGAACGGUCGGUGCCGUGACACGGUCGGCGUUGGCCGGGACGGGCACACAGCAGCUGCCGCCAGCGCAGCACAAUCCUCUCCCAACAACCACCACGGGUAUGGCGGCUGCCGGGUCGACCAUUACGCUCGGUUCUCGGCCGGUCGUCGUGAAGGUGGUUGAACCGUACCGUCCGUCUGCGAUGGUGCGUGCGGUGCCGGUUGAACCGGUGAUCGCUAGCGGAGGAGCAAGCUCAAACCUAAAGCGAACCCACAGCAGCAGCAGCAGCAAUCGUGCGUUGACGCCCGAGCUAAGCAGCAGUAAGAUGACGAAGCGGAAAACGGACGAUGAGGGUGGUGGUUUGCAGCAGCAGAUCAACAGUAGCACCGGAAGCUUUACCGCCGGCAGCUUGUUGCAGCACGGCAAUCCGCGUCGAAUGGUGGCUGUCGUGACGGCGAGCAGCGCCAUGGCGGACGGUAGCAACAUCAGCAGUAGCAGCAGUAGCAGUAGUAACAGCAGCAGUAAUGCUGCAAUGUAUAUAAGCAGUAAUAAUAGUAGUAUGAAUCGCCUUAUCACCGCCACCAGCAGCACAACUAUGCCGGCCACUUCCACUGACGGCGUAAGGAGUAGCAGCAGCAGCAGCAGCGGCAAGAGAAGCACCAGCAGUAGCACUGUCGGUGGCAAUAGCAAUAGCAAUAGUAGUAGGAUAAAUGUUAGCUGUAGUAGCACCAUUAACUCGGAGGGAUUAGUAAUGAUCAACCCGACCUCCAUUUCCACCACAACCACGGCCGGGCCCGGGAUCUUGCUACAGGCCGGUGCGAAGGCUCGAAGACAAGUAGAAUGUGAUACGCCAACGGUGGCCUCGAUGGCGACCGCACCGAUCGAUCAACGGCGAAUGGUGCUGAUUGAGGGCGGCGCGAGUGAGAAGCGCCGCCGAGGGCUACUAACCGAACCGCCGGUGGCGACCGUCAUCGGCUCGGCCAAGCGAAGAGCACCGCGGCAAGGCAACCGUGCGAACAGAGGCCGACACAGCGAGGGGCUGCUAGCUGCUCGGGGGACAACAGCUCCACCGACCACAACGAUCACGAUAGUGGACGAUGAGGAGGCGGAUGGCGGCAGCGUUGGUUCCCCUUCGCUGCUGAUCGGUCGCUCAGAGCCGGAAGGAGAGGAAAGCCACGAGGUGGACGAGAGUGACGAGAAUCGCGAGGUGCUACGAAGACGCAUCGUAGGACCGAUGGUAAAUGGGGACUUCGGUGAGGGAGCUCGAAUAGGACGCGCUGGCGCUGCUUCCUCACCGCCGCUCGUUCCCUCUUCGGACAUCAUUCUCGAGGAAGCGAUCGACUGUGGAGAUGUUGGCGAUGGUGGCGGAAUGCCGGGCAGUACCCGGCAUAUUGGUGGGGGACGGUUGAAAAGAUCGGAUCAUGGCGGCGAAGAGCUAGUGGAGACGAACACCACCUCACCGAUCUUGCAGGAAACGAUCGAGCAGGCGAAUCGCGAGCGGUUGAUCGAUAUGAAUCAUCUCGCCUCGCUCAACGCUAGCGGUGCCGGCGGCACGACCCAGAUGAUUUACGAUCAAAACACGGGCCAGGUGUACAGUGUGAUGUGCUUACCGCAGCCGACAAAUUCUGCACUCGGAGGUAGUGCACUAAAUCUUCGCUCCCUGCCCUCCUCGUUGACUGUAACGGCUUUACCGCAGCAGCAACAACAGCAGCAGCCACACCAUCCAUCUCAGCAACCGCAACUGUCCAUUUCGAACGACAGCAGUAAUAGUAGCAGCGUCUCGACCACCGCCAUGAUGGCAGCGAGUGACAAUCAUCUGGAUGGCGGCGGAGGUGCAGGAGGGCCGGGAACGACAGCCACCUCCGUUACGGGCAUCAGUACGUUCGAGAACGUACUGCGCCACCACGUGGGGCAGGGUGGAAAUGUCGACUCUGACCUGCUGAUCGUUAAUCCGAGCAAUAUGAUGUCCAAUGUCGAGUUGAAAGUGUCAGAAGAGCUGGAUGACGUUGGUGCAGUGAUGGCGGCAAGGGGAGACAUCGGACGGACUGAAGGGGACGACGAGGAGGAAGACGAGGAAGAAGAGGACGAUGAAGGUGAUGGGGAGCUGGUUCACACCACCACCACAACCACGAACACUGCCGACGAAGAGGAAGAAGAGGACGAGGAGGAGGAGGAAGAGGAUGUGGACGAAGUGGAGGAAGUAGAGGGUGAGGUGGAGGAGCAGGACGAGGAGGAGGAUCCGGAUGCGAUGAUGCUCCGGCAAGGGUUGCAGCAAAUGCACGGAGGCUUGGAGGAGAGUUACGAGGAUGAGGAAAACAACGCUCCCACCGGGUGUUUCAAUGGUGAACUGAUUAGGACCAGCACCAGCACCACCACUACCGGCAAUAAGUUAAGUAGUUACGGUCAACCGAAUCUUCAACAUCUGCACCUGCAGCAACAGCAGCAGCAGCAGCAGCAGCAUACCAAUAAUCAUCUUCAUGCGUCGCACCAUCGGCAGGCAGCGAUGGCUGCUGGUGUCAUGAACAUGACCAUGAAUCUGACGGGCUUUCAUCACGACCACGAGCUGCUGCAUCAGCAGCAACAGCAGCAGUUGCAGCAGUUGCGAAAUGCGACAGCCGGCACCAUCACCAGCUCACCUUCAGCUUCGUCGGAGCAGGGGCUGAUGAUGAUGGUGACGACGAGUGCGGGCGAUGAAGCUGGUGACGGUGGUCCAUCCUCAAACAGCGGCGAUGUAAUGGUGAUGGCGAACAACUACUGUGAUAAUCUGUCUGCCGCCGAUGAAGCUGACGGCGAGGAUGAGGAGGAAGAAGAGGAGGAACAGUACGGGCAGCAGCGGGAUGGCCAUGAUCGCAUGUUGCUGGCUGUGGGCGAUGACGCUGGAUUGGAGGAGCAAGCAAUCGAUACGAUCGUGGAUCAGUACGGCAAUCAAUUGCAUCCGUCGGGCAUGAACCAUCUCAAUCACCAUGACGACGGCGUUAUGCACCAUCACCUUCAGCAAGGGUCGGAAGGGGAGGAGGAGGAGGAUGUAGAGGAGGCCAGCUUCGUUCUCGAUCAGAUGCAGCAGCUGCAGCAACAGUUUCAGAACCAACAUCCGCAGCAACAGCACCAUCACCACCAGGGACUACUGCAGAACCACCAGCAGUUGGUGACGUCUUCCGAUGGAACGCAGGUGCAUCUGUAUCCCGGUGCGGGAGGCAUGCUGCUGGACGGUGAUGGACUGGAUGGCGGCGCUAGCUGUGAAGGAGUGGAAGAAGAUCAGCCACAUCACUACCAGCAGCAGCAACUGUUGUUGAAGGAGGAGAAGAUGGAAGAUGAUCAGCAGUUGCAGCAACAGCAGCAUCUGCAUCACCAGCAAGUAUCAUCCGAUGGGCAGCACCACAUUCAGCAUCAGCAGCAGUAUACGAACAGUCAACAUAAUCAGCUGAUGGACAAGUAUAUCGACGAGAUGGACGGUGGUGCGAAUGACGCUGCCGGUUCUGCUGGUGCAUACGUUCUCGAUCCGAGCAGUGGCGAAGUGAUCAGAACAGAAAUUGUGGAACACAAUCACGAUCAAGCAGCGAUGACGUUGGAACAAAUGCGAGAUGAACAACAGGAUGGCUUAUUCGAGGGUGGCGAAACGUCAUCCAUGUUAGUUGAAGACGACGAAAACCAGUGUGUCCACGAGCUCGGUCCGAUCGUCGAAGUCGGGGAGGAUGCUGCUCAGCAACGAGUGGACGAAUCUGAUGACGAUGGGAAAGCAGUGAGUAGCGAUGAACGGGAACGGCAAACAAUGGAUCUGAUGAACGAGAGCUUAGACGAGAACGACGAUGAAGGCGAGGGCGGCGACCACGAGGGUGCCUCCAAACAACGAACCAACGUUUAUCAGCACAAUAUGGGCUCAUUGGUGGCAGCGGUAUCUGGCGCUUUGAAUGUAACGACACCGGCGCCGAUCGUUAGCUCAUUUUCACCCUCGAUCACCAACAUGCCCGUGCUGGCGGCGAAACGGACCACCAUUCUGGUGGUGGAAGACUGUAUCGCAACGAAUGGGCUGCAUGCGUCAUACGAGCCGGCACGAUUCUCCCGGAGACGCUCACUGAACGGUGUAGAGAGUGUGCUGUCGCCCUCGUUAGGGAAACGGUGUGGCAACGAACUGUUUCUCGGUGGAAGCUCCUACAUACCGGCAGUAAAGGAUCAGCACGCUGGCAAUGAACAGAAGGCUGGUGGUGGCAGUCACACUGAUCGCGUCGAGGAAGUGCUUACAGUAGCACCCUCAUCCGCCGCCGGUGGUGAUUGGCCGCAGAUCAAAAUGAAGAUGAUGGAUUCAACGAAAAUGAUGGUGGUAGAUCAUCACCAGCUCGUCGAUGGCAAUAACAGUAUUAUCAUUUCGCCGAUGGGUACGCCCGGAACGACCACGAUGGUGUCCUCGCCCGGUGCAGCAGCAUUACAGCAGCAGCAACAGCAGCUCCAUACCACCCAGGCCAUUCAUCAGCAUCAGCAGCAGCAGCAGCAGCUAGCAGCAUCACAGCAACACAUCAUAUCGCAACAAUCCCCUACACCGAUCUCGAUGGCAACGACCGCAACGAUCGUGCAACAGCUUGCCAGCCAUAAUGCUCUUCAGCACGCACAGCAGCAGCAGCAGCAACAUCAACAACGUCAGCAGCAACAGUUGCACUCUCCCGUCACCAGUACCAACCCGACCGGUAUCAGUUUUUUAGCUCAUCAUGCCCCGCAGCAGCCCGCCGUACAAACCAUGACACCGGUGUCGACAGCGGCCGUGCUAAGCUCACCGCAACAUCCAGCAGCAGCGACAACACCGCAAGGGUUGAGCAUAUUUCAGCUAAAUCCUCAGCAACAGCAGCAGCAACACCACAGCCCGCAGUCGGUGCUAGGAUGCGGCAACAGUACGAUCCAGCUUACGUCAGAGAUUAAGGACGGUAUACGCAACAGUAUGAUAAAGGCAGAACCGGGCGUAAGCUACACCACGAUUCGGCAAGGCAAUCAGCUUCUGACGCGCAUCAAGCUGGAAAACGACGAUGGACAGCUUCAGCAACAGCAGCUCCAACAGCAGCAGUCUCCACAGCCGACGUUUCAAACGCAGCAGCAGCAGCAGCUGCCCAAAGUGAACGUGGUAACAUCGUCGCCGCUCAUUUCCCUUGGUCCCGGCGGUCCAGACAAUCUGGCACGCGUGAUAGAAAGUGUUGCCGGCAACUACUCCACUACCGUCGCUGUGGGUGGUCAGCAGCAGCAACAGCAGCUCGUGCAGCACCAGCAACAGCAGCCGCAGCAAUUGAUUCAGCAUGUUCAAACCGCCUCCGGACACCAGAUACGGUACGAGAUGGACCCGACGGUCAUCCAGCAGCAGCAAGCCACGACACCGCCCCAACCGCAGCACCUGAUCGCACAGCAGCAGCAGCAGCCAAAGUUCAUCAUAACUUCUCGGCCACUGGGCACGGCAGCCGCUGGUGCGAAGCUGCCCUUAACCGUGCAAGCGGCCAACGUGAUACCGCACAUGCAGAAUCCUCAGUUCAUCCAAACCCAGGACCAGCAGCUGCAGCUGGCGACCAGUCAGCCCACCGUGCCGACGCUACAGAAACCGAUCCAGCUGCAGAAAAUCAUCAUGGCCACGCCGGCGAUUGGCCAGCAGCAACAAGCGCAACCGAGGCCUCGAUUGCCCCUGCAGCGUACACAGUUUGGUGUGCAAGCAAUUCAACCGCAACAGCAGCAGCAGCAGCAACAACAGCCGCCCUCACAGCAGUUCCAACAGCAGCAGCAACAAGCAGUACCGAAAGCACCGCAACAAAUCGCACCAACACAGUCGCAGCAGCGCUUUCAGCAAAAGUACGUCACCAACCAACUGAUCCGUGGCCAGAACGCGUUUCUCAUGAACAAUGUGCAUCACCUGCAACAACAGCAGCAGCAGCAACAGGUGGCAGCAGCAGCAGCAGCCACUGUCGGCGCGAAUGUGAUCGUUGGUGCAACGGGCAACAACAGUCGAAGCAAGCGGACGACUGAAGCCGGCUCCGUCAGUGGAGCUGCUGCUGCCGGCAAUGGCACUGCCACGGGCAAUGGGAGCGCAAGCAGUGGUAGCAGCGGUAGCUCUGGCGGAUCAUCGUCUGGCGGUAGCAAGCGUGGUGGACGGUCGAGCAGCUCCCGGUUGCCGCCCGGUGCGGUAAAUCUCGAACGAAGCUACCAGAUCUGCCAGGCGGUGAUACAGAACAGCCCGAACAGGCAUCAGCUGAAGGCACAGCUCAAGUCACCGCAGGCGUUCCUGGCCGCAUCGAACUCCAACUCGAACAGCAGCAUCAGCAGCAUCGGUAGUACGGGCAGCAGCAGCAGUAGCAGCAGCAGCAGCAGCAGUGGCGUGUCUGCGAGCAGUAUUAUCGGCAACAAUACCAAAGAGGAUGCUAACAGCGGCAGCAACAGCAGCGGUGGCGGCAGUAACAGUGCCUUCGGUGGUGUGCUGGGCUUUGGAGGAAACAAGGUAAAGGUCUCGCGUCUGGUCAACUCAAAGCGUACCGUAUCGGCCGGGGCCCGGCAGCCGUCGCCCAUCGUAGUGCGUCAGGCGUAUGCGGGUGGAGCCGCCGGUGCUGCCACACCACCGUCAGUGGUGAAUGCUUCUGCCGCAGCCGGCCCCGCAAAUCAGUCAAAUCCAAUCAGUAUUAUCACAACCCCACAAUCGCAGCAGCAGCAACAGCAACAGCAACAGCUCCAUACGAUCGGCGAGCAGCUUCAGCAGCACGGUCAGCAGAUCAUUAGCGUGAGCGCUGCACCGACGAUCGUGCACGCAACUGCUGCUGCGAACAACAAUAAUGGGACGGUUGGUGGCAACGUAAAUGUUGGUGUAACUGCAGCAGCUGGCGCGACCCCUACCGGUGCAGCAGCAGCUGCGGGAACCUUUGGUGGCAAGUAUGUGCUAGUACAGCGUGCGGCACACAUCGGGGACAUCGUAACGCCGCGGGCGGCUAGCGCACCACCGACACACAAUCAGAUACAAAUUCACCAUGUUCCUGUAUCACCACAUGCACAUCAACAGCAGCAGCAGCAGCAGCAAUUGCACCAGCAAAUGUCCGCUGUGCAGCAGCAACAGCUAUCACAGCAGGUGGUGCAACAUCAACUGCAGCAACAACAGCAACACCAGUUCCAGCAGCAGCAGGGGCAACUGCAACAGAUAGCGGCCGGCGCGAAUGCCGUGGCACCCGCCAGCCUACAGGCGGCGAUCACCCGCCGAAUACCGUCCACCCACGGCUGUGGUCCUUCCUCUAAUAUCCCCCCUCCUGUACAGUGAUCACCUACGGUCAGGAUGACAGCGGCGGCACCGAAGCCGAAGACGCAACGGGCACGAAUAAUGCGAUCGUCUACAUGGAUAGCCCGAACGCAUUGAUCGGUGGAUUGCAACAUCAGCAGCAGCAGCAACAGCAGCAGGAACAACCGUUUCUGGACAGUUGCGGCAAUGGUCCCGGAGGCGCAAAUAGCAUUGUCGUCAUGAACGGUGGAGAUACAAUGGAGCCACCGGCUGGUGUAAAUGAAAUGAUGGAUGCUUCCCACUCAUCAGCCAACGAUGGGGCGGCGGCAGGUAUGCUAGUGUCCCCGUCGGACGUUUCGCCUCACUUCAACAAUCAAAUGAUCGUCGCCGGCCAUAUGGAGCUGCUGGACAGUGGAUACAUCAACAACGAUGCAGGUAAUCAUGUGGAAGCGAUCGAACCGCAGCAACAGCAGCAGCAACAACAGGAGCCGAUUUCCAGCACGGAACACGAUAUCGACACACUGAACUGCUGUUCCUCGCCGGCAGCGCUCGUGGAUGGUGGCGGUGGCAACGCAGCUGACAAUGGCGGCGGUGAAGAUCGGGACGGUAUGGGGGAACGGAACGACGGAACCAGGGAGGACUGUUCCUGUUCUCUCAAUGCGAUGGUGAUCUGUCAGCAGUGUGGUGCCUUCUGCCACGAUGACUGCGUCAGUGCAACGAAGCUAUGUGUGUCGUGUGUAGUACGCUAGGGAACCAUUUCCUCUUCUUUCUUUUUUGCACCAUUUUGUCUUCGUGGCAUGGUUGGAUUGGACCUUUUUGUUUGCACUAUAACGUGCGUUUCUAAUUUGAAUCUGUGUAUAGGCAGAGUUUUGUUUUUGGUACAGACAAUUGAAAUUUGGUUCAAGUUUUCUUACCAUAAGUUUAUUUAAUUUUACUGCUUCCGUACAAACGGGGUCGUGACGGCACCAAAACAAAUUUUGUGUGGUCGAAACAGCUCGUACUUUUUUUUUACAAAAUUAUAAUUAUGCAAUGAAUUGAAUGAAAUUUGUCGUUUUCCAACAUUUGGUUUGGAAUGAACUAUGAAUCUUUUUUUUUUUUUUGUACACGGUUAAUAGAUCGUACCAGGGUGUGAAGAGUGCAGAGAAAUUGGACUGCCGACGGUUCGGAAAUUGGACUAGAAAACAUUUAUGGAAUACACAUAUUUAGGCUAACGUCGUGUCCGUCAGAUGAUAAUUAACAUUCCCAGUCACGAAAGCAAGCAAAGAUUUCGCUGCAAUGCGCGCGGUUCUUGUACAUUUCUUCUCACUAGAGGGUUUAGUUUUCGGCGCGAGUACGUACGUGUGCUGUACGCGUACGGGCGCAACGGAUGCAUGUAUGAAUUUCAAAGAUUAUACGAAGCUAAUUCAAAGAGGGACUUGCGUUGUGUUUAAUUCUUUCGUAAUGUAUUUAUUGUUCUACCUUGUAUUGUGUACAUUUAGUUAUGGUCGUUUGUUCGCGUAGGGAAACACGCAUUUUAUCGUAAUGUGUAGCGUAACUUUUCUACAGAAAACUGGCACUUUUUGACUGGCUGAUAAUGUGAUCUAACAGGGAAACGCGCCCCGCACGUGAAGGGGUGGGGUAAGGGGAAGAUGAUACGCUAUGAUCGUUGAUAAAUCUCUCAGUUACUGUUUUUUGCAAAGUUAAUGCCACCUCCACCACCAAACUUGUUCCCCUUCUCCCACAACCAACCAACCUACCAUCCUACCACCACCCCCAUCCAUCACCCCCCACACUUGUAUGAUAGUAGGAAAAUUGUGUUUCCAUGUACAUUUAUAUCUCGAUUGAGCAACACACACAAACAAACAACACUCUCACAUCAUGAAUCUUUCGAGUUGGUGAGAAAAGGGUCGAGGUACGUUUGCGGGCGAUAAAGCGUUUGUUUAGCAUAAAAUUAAGGCUACGAUUAUUGUGGUGCGAAGAUCCACAGAAAGACAGAAGCAACAUGAAGGAGCAAAGGCCGGGGAGAAAAUAAAGAAAAGGUAACAAAAAAAAA
Molecule: messenger RNA, 14995 nt
Organism: Anopheles gambiae (African malaria mosquito)
Lineage: Eukaryota; Metazoa; Arthropoda; Insecta; Diptera; Culicidae
Exons: 8
Coding region: 3136-13005 (3289 amino acids)
Biological process (GO): positive regulation of transcription by RNA polymerase II; animal organ morphogenesis
Cellular component (GO): PR-DUB complex
Molecular function (GO): DNA binding; chromatin binding
Source: RefSeq, a predicted model, not a curated record